Messenger RNA from Theileria equi strain WA, 495 nucleotides. RefSeq lists its product as hypothetical. The transcript is spliced from 3 exons. The record is from RefSeq and is a predicted model, not a curated record. NCBI's taxonomy places the organism in Eukaryota, Apicomplexa, Aconoidasida, Piroplasmida, Theileriidae. The coding region runs from base 1 to 495 and encodes 164 amino acids.
AUGUCAGAAGUGGAUGUAAAUGGUGAUUCAGUCUCCUCUUCUGGCAGCCUACCAUUUACUAGGGAAGAUUUGGAGUUCCUCAAGGGUAUAAAGGUGGAAGAGGGGAAAUCAUGCCUAGUAUGUUUCGAGGAUCUAUCAAAGGAUAAUAUGGUUGGAUAUAAAGUUGAUAUAUACUCGAUUUGGUCAAUUUCCACGUUCUGCAUAGACUGUGUUCAGAGACUCCUCAAGAUACAGUAUUACAAAUACCUUGAAACUCUCUCCAAGACCACCUGUGCAAGAGAGCAACGCACAUUGCUGGACAAGGGACCACCAAUCAACAUUUCAGAUCGCAUCGGAUUUCCACUAUCUGGAAGUCAAGAAGUGUUCUGUCUCUUUGAUUUUAAUACAUUCAAACCCCUAUCUGCCAAAUUAGAUGGGAGCUUGACUGGACAAGCAAGACAAGAUCUCUGGGAUGAAUUAAACAAAUUUCGCUUCAAAAAUGACAAUGAAGAAUAA